Molecule: messenger RNA, 3036 nt
Organism: Melospiza melodia melodia
Lineage: Eukaryota; Metazoa; Chordata; Aves; Passeriformes; Passerellidae
Gene: NDEL1
Product: nudE neurodevelopment protein 1 like 1
Exons: 9
Coding region: 613-1644 (343 amino acids)
Biological process (GO): chromosome segregation; centrosome localization; mitotic centrosome separation
Cellular component (GO): kinetochore; centrosome; kinesin complex
Molecular function (GO): microtubule binding
Source: RefSeq, a predicted model, not a curated record
CACUUCCCAGAGGUUCAGUUCCAUCCCAGCCGUGGAUACAGGCACACAUCCAGGCACGGAUGGAAAUCCGCCGGCUCCUGUUCCAGCAGGGGCAGAACAAGCCCAAAUUGAUUGGUGACAUCUGAUCUCUGCCUUCUGUUUGUUUGUUUUCCAUCUUCGAAUAAGACAGUGCACGUUUGCUCUGAGUUUUGGCUGAAGGGCUCUGGUUGCCUUGCUGUGAGUCUUGGUUGGGUUUGCAGGGGGAAAAUCAAUAUCUUCAGGAGCUGGAGGUUACCUGUUGGUCCUUGUGGUUUGAGAAGGUGAAGAAUGAUGGAAACAAGAUUUCUUCUGCUUUUCUGCCCGUGAAUCAGCAAAAAGGAGGAAGAGGAAGGAGAGCUGGCUGUGGACAGUCCUUGCUGCUGUGCUGGCAGCUCUGGGUGGUGCCAGCCCUCCGUGACAGCGUCAUUGCCUCCGAGAGGGGGGACUGGCAGCCAGCAGGCACUUGGACACUUUGUGAUAGCCAGAGUGGGCUGUUAUCUCCAGAGCUGAAGGCCACAUGUGAGCUUGGCAGAACUUCUUGGUCAGGUCCUGUUUGAGCUGGUUGCUUGUUUAAUUCCAAAGGUCGUGUUGAUCAUGGACAGUGAAGAAAUUCCUACUUUCUCGAGUCCAAAGGAGGAAACUGCAUAUUGGAAAGAACUUUCCUUGAAGUACAAGCAAAGCUUCCAGGAGGCUCGUGAAGAGCUGGCUGAGUUCCAGGAGGGAAGCAGGGAAUUAGAGGCUGAGUUGGAGGCACAGCUAGUACAAGCUGAGCAGAGGAACAGAGAUUUGCAAGCAGAUAACCAAAGACUGAAAUAUGAAGUGGAAACAUUAAAGGAGAAACUGGAGCACCAGUAUGCCCAGAGUUACAAGCAGGUGUCGUUGUUGGAGGAUGACCUGAGCCAGACAAGGGCCAUCAAAGACCAGCUGCACAAGUAUGUGAGGGAGCUAGAGCAGGCCAACGAUGACCUGGAACGUGCCAAGAGGGCAACAAUAGUUUCAUUGGAAGACUUUGAACAAAGGCUGAACCAAGCUAUUGAGAGAAAUGCAUUUUUAGAAAGUGAACUGGAUGACAAGGAGUCAUUGCUGGUUUCUGUACAGAGAUUAAAGGAUGAAGCAAGAGACCUGCGGCAGGAGCUGGCUGUGAGGGAAAGGCAGCAGGAGGUGACACGGAAAUCAGCUCCCAGCUCCCCCACUCUGGACUGUGAGAAGAUGGACUCAGCUGUCCAGGCCUCUCUCUCCUUGCCAGCCACACCCGUUGGAAAAGGAUCAGAAAAUAGUUUUCCUUCCCCAAAAGCUAUACCAAAUGGGUUUGGAACCAGCCCACUCACUCCUUCAGCUCGAAUAUCUGCACUCAACAUCGUGGGAGAUCUGCUACGCAAAGUGGGGGCCUUAGAAUCCAAAUUAGCUGCUUGCAGGAACUUUGCAAAGGACCAGGCAUCACGGAAAUCCUACAUUUCAGGGAACGUCAGCAGCGCCGUGCUGAGCAGCAACGGCACCAAGUACCCACACCCAGGGCACACGUCCUUCUUUGACAAGGGGGCAGUGAAUGGCUUUGACCAAGGCCCCCCUGGCCUGGGGGGCUCCCGCCCGUCCUCGGCACCGGGAAUGCUCCCCCUGAGCGUAUGAGCCCCCAGGGCUUGGACUUGGAUGCUUUUCUCAGCCCACCUCGAGAAGAACUGCUCCUGAUUCCUCCCCAUUGCCACCCCAUUGCUGGAACAUGGCCUGAGAGGAGACCCUGAGCCCACGGCCCUCCAUGUCCUGUCAAUACAGUUUGUUUUCUGCUCUCGCUGUAGUGGACGUUCUCUGCCCCGGCCCCGCCAGCUGCCACCUCUGCUGUGCUUGGGGACAGUGUCCUGCUCUGCCUGGGGGACAGUGAGUCCUGCUGUGCUUGGGGACGCUGAGUCCUGCUCUGUCUGGGGGCCAGGCCCAGCCUUGCCCCCUUGGCUUUCCCUCUCCUCUCACUUAGGUCUGGCAGAGCCUUGUCCCCACCUCUGCCCUGUCCCCUGCCAGGCCCUGCAGCUGCUGCUCUCAGACCUCGUGGAAGUGCCCUGGGGUGGCCACUGGUGGCCCUGGGGCCUUUGGCACUUGGGAUCAGCCCCAGGUGCUGUCUCAGGGGCAGCCAGAGCAGGGCUGGGUGAGCAGCUCCAGCCUGGCCAGGCCAGUUCCAUCCCUGCUGGACAGCUGGACACACACACAAAGCCAGGCACUGUGCCCAUCCCAGCCCCCAGCUGGGCCUGGCAUGGCUGAGCUGUUCUCCCUGGAGCAGGUGGGCAGUGCUGUGGCCAGGGGCUGUGCCCUCAGGUGUGCCCAGGGCAGGGCUGUGCCCUCAGGUGUGCCCAGGGCUGCCCCACAGCUCCCUGGCCCUGCUGGCCUCCAUCCCUCACCCCACUCACAGCGACCCCAUGGGAGCUUUGGCAAGCUGCUGCUCCCCCUGUCCAUCACCCCUGUGCUGUAGGACUGGACUGUGCAGCCUCACCUGGAGGCUGCUCUGACACUUUGGGGCGACUGAACCUUGUGGGUCUUUCAGGCAGCACAUUUGUGUGGUUUCUCUGUCCAUGUGCCUCAGAGUCAGUGGAUUUUUUUUCUGAUCCAGCAAAUGGAGCCAGGGUUGCAGCUGAGGGUUCAGCAGUCAUCGGUCAGGGGCUCUGCAGCUCCCAGGUGGUUGAAUUAAAUGCUGAGAAAAAAACCCCACUGGCCCAGCAGUGGAGGUGGGAUUGUCCCUUUGCCAUUAGGGUUUGUAUGGUCCUUCCUUCCUGUGCAUCCUCUGCUGCAUUUGACUGUUUACAUUUGUUUUAUUGUACAUAGAUUUGUAAACAUAAUACCUUUGCCUGAGGUCUUUGUACAUAACUUGGGCUUUGUAGCUUUAUUUAUUCAGCCUCUCUCUGGCAUGUUUCCAUAGGAUGUACCGUUCCACCCUGGUGCCACUGACAUGAUGUGGUUUCAAAAGAAUGAAAACAAAUGAGAGUAAUAUUCCAAAAAUAAAGUUCUUUCAAUGUGGAAUCAGUGGAUUUUGCAGAA